Messenger RNA from Euleptes europaea (tarantolino), 2235 nucleotides. RefSeq names its product CAP-Gly domain containing linker protein family member 4 (gene CLIP4). Gene Ontology annotation, biological process: cytoplasmic microtubule organization. Gene Ontology annotation, cellular component: nucleus; microtubule plus-end; cytoplasm. The transcript has 16 exons. Gene Ontology annotation, molecular function: microtubule plus-end binding. Bases 75 to 2180 code for a protein of 701 amino acids. Lineage: Eukaryota; Metazoa; Chordata; Lepidosauria; Squamata; Sphaerodactylidae. The record is from RefSeq and is a predicted model, not a curated record.
GCAGGCAGAAGCGCCCUUCGGCUCCGGGCUUGUGGGCGGGGCCUGCGUUUGGAAGGGAGGUAGCUUUCUAGAAGAUGACUAUAGAGGAUCUUCCUGACCUUUCCACAGAAGGAAAUUCAUUGACAAGAAGAUAUCAGUAUUUCAUUCCGGGCUCUGAACGUUCAGUUACCUAUUCCGUUUCUGCUGCACCGAUGCCUUCCGAAUGUGAGUUCUCCUUUUUCGAUCCCAAUGAUGCAGCAUGCCAAGAAAUUCUUUUCAACCCCAAAACAUCUGUGUCUGAACUAUUUGCUAUCUUAAGACAGUGGGUCCCUCAAGUUCAACAGAACAUUCAUAUUAUUGGGAAUGAGAUCAUUAAGAGAGGCUGCAAUGUGAAUGACAGAGAUGGAUUGACUGACAUGACUCUUCUGCAUUACACAUGCAAGUCAGGGGCUCAUGGUAUCGGUGAUGUUGAGACUGCUGCCAAAUUUGCCUCGCAGCUUAUUGACUUGGGUGCAGAUAUCACUCUGAGGAGCCGUUGGACAAAUAUGAAUGCUCUGCACUAUGCUGCUUACUUUGAUGUUCCAGAGCUUAUUAAUGUUCUUUUGAAAAAUGCAAAGCCCAAAGAUGCCGAUGCUACCUGCAGUGACUUUGAUUUUGGAACAGCUUUGCAUAUUGCCGCCUUCAACUGUUGCACAGGUGCCGUAAAAUGUUUAUUGGAACAUGGAGCCAACCCUGCCUUUAGGAAUGACAAAGGGCAGACGCCCGCAGACGUGGUUCCUGACCCAGUCGACAUGCCUCUGGAGAUGGCAGAUACAGCAGCUAGUGCUAAAGAGAUCAGGCAGAUGCUCCUAGAUGCAGUGCCUCUCUCAUGUGACAUUUCCAAGGCCAUGCUUCCAAAUUAUGAUAAUGUUACUGGUAAAACCAUGCUUGAAUCACUCGGUCUGAAGCUGGGAGAUCGAGUCGUCAUUGCUGGACAGAAGAUUGGCACAUUAAAAUUUUGUGGCACAACGGAGUUUGCCAGCGGGCAGUGGGCUGGCAUAGAAUUGGAUGAACCUGAAGGAAAAAACAAUGGAUGUGUUGGAAAAGUUCAGUACUUCAAAUGUGCACCAAAACAUGGUAUCUUUGCACCUCUCUCUAAAAUAAGUAAAGCUUCAGAACGCAAAAAGAAUGCAAGAAUUUCUUCCUCACGACCUUUGCCAGUUGUAAAGUCAAAGAAAAUCGAUGUAAAACAUAUUACUUCCAAAGUGAAUUCUGGCUUAUCUACAGUGAAAAAGGAGACUGCCACAGAAUCCACGUUUUUGGGCAGUGAGGAAGGAAUGAAAAGUCCAACUGGUAAAAAAGCUUCCCUUGGAUCCAGCAGCUCUUCAUCUUCUACUGCCUCUUUGGACGGCAAGCAGAAUUGCCCCAAGAAAUGGAAUCCCACAAGUAACAGUAGGAAAGAAGACUUCAAAGCCCGUUCCGUUGCAUCUAAAGUCAGCACUCGAGGAAAUAGUACCUUUCCAUCCACAAGAAGGAAUCCUUUUGUUGAGGGAGAAAUUCAGAUUGGAGACAGAGUGCUGGUAGUAGGGCAGAGGACUGGAAUAGUUAGAUUCUAUGGGACAACAAAGUUCGCACCAGGGUUUUGGUGUGGAAUAGAACUGGACAAGCCUCAUGGCAAGAACGAUGGUUCGGUUGCAGGUGUGCAAUACUUCAGCUGCCUCCCCAGAUACGGGGUCUUUGCACCGCCGUCCAGAGUGCAGAGGUUAACAGGAUCGCUAGAUUCUCUGACAGAUGCUUCAUCAAGUAAAAUGAAUCAUUCUUUCCCUGGUAUCCGACGAAGUUUCAGUACAACUUCUGCGUCUUCCCAAAAGGAGAUAAACAGGAGAAAUUCCUUUGUCAAGUCAAAAAACUCUGCCCUGCGGCGCAGUUGGAGCAACACCACAACAGUUAGUGCUGAGGCUCCCGUGAAGCUGCACGAGGGUUCCCAGGUCCUCCUAACCAGUUCCAGCGAGAUGGGCAUAAUUCGCUACAUUGGUCCUGCCGACUUUGCCCCAGGGGUCUGGCUCGGUCUGGAACUGCGGAGCGCCAAGGGCAAGAACGACGGCUCGGUGGGGGACAAGCGGUAUUUCACCUGCAAGCCAAAUUACGGAGUCUUGGUGCGGCCCAGCAGAGUAACGUAUCGUGGGAUCAAUGGGGCGAAACUUGUGGACGACAUCUGCUGAAGCAUAACGCUCUGGCUUUGAGAGGAGAGUCUGUGAAAUAAAGCGCACAAGGGAA